Molecule: messenger RNA, 3421 nt
Organism: Bursaphelenchus xylophilus (pine wood nematode)
Lineage: Eukaryota; Metazoa; Nematoda; Chromadorea; Rhabditida; Aphelenchoididae
Source: the annotation of a GenBank genome assembly
AUGGUCAACUGCCGUCAGCACCUGAUAGAUCAUGUGGACCAAUAUAUGUUCAUCUACGAUGUGUUAUGUGAAGCCUUGUUGUGUAAUAUUGAACCCAUUCCAAUCUACAAACUCAAACAAAGAUCAAGCAUGUACAGGUCGAGGAAGGAUCGCGAGCUCAUGGAGUUGCAGGACAAUCAUGAAAACAAGGUACGAACAGCAUCGGUUUCAAAUAAUUUAAUCCUACUUUAGCUACUGCUCAUGUUAACGUCAUCUCUCCGUAUCGGAGAUUGUGCCGGAGGGCAUCGUUUGGAGAAUCGAGGAAAGAACCGGGAUGUGAUGGUGGUACCUCGUAAGUAUUCUGCCCAAAAAUAUUAUUCUUCUUUAGCUGAUCAUGCCCGUCCGUAUCUGCAAACCCUUCAUGGGGAAAGCAAAGAUUACACUUACAUUAAUGCAGUCGAGGUGGAUGGGUUUACCCGAAAAAGCGAGUUUAUUGUCACUGAGUGGCCGAAACAACAGACAAUUGACAGUUUCUGGACAUUGAUAUUCGACCACAGCUGUCAUACUGUAGUUAAUCUAACUAACCCCUCAAAUGACAAGGUACAACUUUUUAUAAUAUUUUACAAACCAUCCUUCAGAUCUAUCCUCAUUUCAUCCAUAAUAAAGGCAAAAAGAACUAUGGGCCUUUUACAGUAGAGAUUCUAAAUUAUCAGCAAUAUCCCGGGAUGACGUCACACAUGGUGAAGAUCAUGAAGAGGGUAAGUUGGAUGACGGGGGUAGCUUUUUAACUCAGUCAUCCAUAGUACAGGAUGGGCCACUCGCAGCUUCCUUUCUUUGGAUUUCUCCGCGGAGACUCUGUCGGUUUCGUAAAAUUUAGAUUUUUCAUAUUCAAUCGAUUGAAUUCGAAAAAAAAAUAUUUUGAAACGACGUUCUCAUAAUUUAAAAAAUUAUUUUCAAGCUGAAAGUUUUAAAAAACGAAAGGUUGGAAUGGAUUUUUUAAGUGGCUAGCCAAAAGCCUGUAUCGGGCAUCCAAAUUGUUAGAAUGGCUUCACAGGUAAUGGUAACAGAAGAAAACACCUUUGACGCCAUUCUAACGCUCUGGCUAGCCGACCCAGGUCUUUGGAUAGCCAUUUCAGAAUUCCAUGCCAUGGUGCCGGUUGAAAAGGGUAAAUUUCAGCUCCGGGAAAAUCUAAUAAGUUUUACGAAAAUCGGCGAGGUCUCGGCGGAGAAAUUGAAAGAAAAAGGAAUGAAGCCUCGAGCGGUCCACCUAGUAAACACUUAUAUCAAGUCUAUUUAUGCCAUCUUUUAUAUUGUCUUGUAUUGUUCCGUAUUUGGCAAUGUCGCUUUAUUGUGAAAAUAUGAAUUCUUUUUUCGAAUUUUGACGAGCAACAGCAACCUCCGCCUUCACAGCUGACGCCAUUUUGUUGUCUUCGAAAGAAACAGAUUGUUCGGAGACCCACCUUAAAAGAGUUUCUCAAGGAUGAAAGUAAAAACAACAAUGGCCUGCCAGCGGGCCAAACUUUCAGAAUGGAUCAGAGAUAUUGGGGCAAGAUCAGAUCGGCCAGUGAGACCCCCAAAGUGCACAGUAAAGAGAGUAUGAAGCUGAGCCAAGCCCUCAAAGAAGGCGGUCAACGGAUUGUCAGAUCUGCAAGUAAAUUGGCCAAAUGGGCCCAAGCCCCGAGAGGACAGCGAGCAUUCAGCCAGCCCAACAGUGACACUCUUGCUCAAUUCGAAAAGGUUCUUGUUAUGCGAUAGUUGAACAGUAGUUGACCUGUAAUCCCCGACUAAUCUUAUCCCAGAUUUCAUUCUUUUUGUUCAUUUCCGUUGAGAAGGCGAGUAAUCUUUCACAAAUUAUGUUAUCCUUUCUUUGAUUACUCGUUUCUUGACUUCAUUUUUCGCUUUUUGUUGUGUCCUGAUUUGGUAUCUUUUGUUGAGACAGCCUUUUAAUUAGUGGUGUGCCACAUGUGGUCGGCGUUGUAUUGUCGUACCGACCGCAGACUCGAGGUGAUCUGAUCGUAAAGACUACUCCCUUUUAGUUCCCAUCUUACUGUCCCUUCCACAUGUGGCAUAGGCCUAUCGAGUUUCUUCAAGUCUGAAGUUCAACUGCUCAUAAGUUCAGGAAUCUUUGCUCAUCUUCCAAAUUCAUCUUGCUUUUCUCUUCUGAUUCAUUCGGUCUACUGUAAUUUCAGCCCUCAGAACCAUUUAAAUCAGACCCGGAGAAACAAACUAGGGGCGAUGUCAGCAAGCUUGUAAGUGGGCUGGUCUUCUUUCUCGGCUACUAAUCCCGUAAUAUCAUUGUAAUGUCUCCCACCGUCCAUUCAUAGUCUAAGGAUCAUCUCAGUUUGAGUAGAGGGUGGUAAUACAAUGUCCGAUCCAUGUGUUAUGUCAUGUGUCUCAGGUCUUGUCAUCAAUCCGGUACUUCAGUUUAUUUUAUGUUCUUUAUGUUUACUUUAAUUUAUGUCCAUGAAUUGGUUGUCGCUUUAUGUUGUUUGUUACAGAGAGGUGGAGAUGAGGUCCGUCGAUUGCUGGCUUUGACCCGAAAAUACAAUGUCCAGCCCGACCGCGAAACCGAGCAUAUCCAGAAAUUGGUGUCGUAUCUUUUUUUCAUUCCCUCUUUUUCUGUCACCCCAAAUAACUAUCAUAACAUACUAACAGUUAUUUCCACUCACAUGUAUGUCCAGUAUUCCAUUACAAGGACUCACCCAUUCUUUUCAGACCUUUAUGAUCUCGGAGAUCAUGGCCACAGGUGCUACGCAACAACAAAUGGAAGCCGAGAUUCGGAUCUGUUGUGUGAUACAGGUGAAGAUGUGGCCGUUGGAGAACAAAGUCCCUCUUUCCACGACUUCCAUGAUCGAACUCAUCAAGAUGACCCGAGCUUGGCGAAAAAGAGCUCCAGACAGACCGGAGACCAAACCAACAGUCGUGAUGUCACAGUAAGUCCUCAAACAAUACUAUAAUCUUUGUAGUAAUGGAGUAAGUAGAUGUGGAAUAUUCAUUGCGGCCAAUGUUUGCAUCGACCAAAUGGACAUGGACAACGAAGUGGAUGUCUUCCAUGCCGUUAAAAUGAUCAGGAUAAACAGGCCUCAACUUAUAGAUAUGAAAGUAAGUUUAAACACGGAACAAGCCAUGGUUACAUCGACUUCAGGAUGAGUACAAAUACUUAUAUGACCUCAUGCUGCAUUGGUACAUGACCGAUCCCGACUACCGAGCGCGAGAACCUCAAGAAACGGAAGAAUUGGAGGAGGAGGAAGACCUCGAACAAUACACAGAUGCCUUGGAAGAUACUAAUCUGAGUCCAAGGCGUCGAUCGACCAGAAGAUCAUCAUCCCGAAGCCGGCCUCGACUUGAUACUUCCCAGCAAAAUAACAACAAAGACGUGAAUAAUGAAAACCGAAGAUCUCGUUCGGUGAUCCGCCGAGAUCCCGUGUAUCUCAAUGAUUAG